CACGGGUGGCGCACGCCGUUGCUUUGCUUUCUUGUGUGCGUCAACACCGAAUGUCUUUCUGUUGUGCGUUUUAUUCCUCUCUCUCGUUCUCUCUCUCUCUCUCUCUCUCACUACCGUCUACCUAUAACAAUUCCUGAACUCGGCGCCGAUCAUUCCACGUCACUCGCCGCCGGUCCCUUCUCUAUUCAAUUCGCCCUUUUCCCAAAAUUACAGCACCUUUUCCUUUCUCUUUAUCCCUCGAAUAAACAAUUGUGCGCUUUCGAUUUGGAUAACAAGCCUCGCACUCCUCCGCCGAAGAACUGGUGUCGCUGUUAAUGUGGCAGAGAAUUGAACUUCGCUGACGGUGACGCUGACGGUUCUUCAACUCGAAAUCGGCGAGUGUCGGCAUUGGCGAAUGGGGGUUCGGUGAGUGCGUGUUAGGUUGGAUCCGACGCCGUUUGGGAUCUCGGCGGAGAAAAAGGGGGAUCGAAGCGACGUUUAGGGUUUGGCGGACAUGAAUAGCGCAUUGGGGAGAGAAUAAAUGUGCAGGGCGGAGUGGGAAGGUUUUAUGGGUUUGAAGAGGUGGGAGAGUAAGGUUCAGAAGGUGGGGAUGGGGUUAGGGUCGGCUUCAGGUUCGGCUUCGGCUUCGUCUCGUUCCAAGAUGAAGAUGUGGAUGAUACGGGCUACCACAUCGGUGUUACUGUGGACUUGCGUCGUUCAGUUAACGGCUCUCGGUGACAUGUGGGGUCCCAGAGUUUUGAAGGGUUGGCCUUCUUGUUUCACUCACGAGUCCGCUGUUAGAGCAUUGGACAUGGAGUUACCCUCUCCGCGUCCUCCUCUUCUCCCUCCCAAGAGAGUUUAUAAGAACAACGGAUACCUCAUGGUCUCCUGCAAUGGAGGGCUCAACCAAAUGAGAGCAGCAAUUUGUGACAUGGUGGCUAUUGCCAGAUAUUUAAAUGUCACGCUUAUAGUUCCCGAAUUGGAUAAGACAUCCUUUUGGGCUGAUCCCAGUGACUUCCAAGACAUAUUUGAUGUGGAUCAUUUUAUCACGUCCUUGAGGGAUGAAGUGCGGAUAUUGAAAGAGUUGCCUCCCAGGCUCAAGCUGAAAGUAGAACGUGGGUUUCUUUACACUAUGCCGCCUGUCAGUUGGUCGGAUAUAUCUUACUAUAAGAACCAGAUUCUGCCAUUGAUACAGAAGUACAAAGUUGUUCAUUUGAAUAGAACUGAUGCUCGGUUGGCUAAUAAUGGUCAACCUAUAGAGAUUCAGAAGCUGCGUUGCCGAGUUAAUUUUAGUGCUCUGAGAUUUACUUCUCAGAUAGAGGAGUUGGGGAGAAAGGUGAUCAACCUUUUAAGGCAAAAAGGUCCAUUUCUGGUGCUCCAUCUGAGGUAUGAGAUGGACAUGUUGGCAUUUUCUGGCUGUACUCAAGGUUGCAACAGGGAUGAGGUGGAAGAGUUAACAAGAAUGAGAUAUGCUUAUCCUUGGUGGAAGGAAAAAAUAAUUAAUUCCGAUUUAAAAAGAAAAGACGGUUUAUGCCCUCUAACACCUGAGGAGACUGCCCUUACGCUUAAGGCUCUUGACAUUGAUCGGAACAUUCAAAUCUACAUUGCAGCUGGGGAAAUAUAUGGAGGGGAAAGGAGAAUGGCAAGUCUUGGGAAGGAGUUCCCAAAAUUGGUCAGGAAGGAAACACUGUUGGAGCCAUCUGACCUUCGGUUCUUCCAAAAUCACUCAUCCCAGAUGGCCGCAUUGGAUUAUCUUGUCUCAUUGGAGAGUGAUAUUUUUGUUCCCACUUAUGAUGGAAAUAUGGCCAAAGUGGUUGAGGGCCAUCGCAGAUAUCUUGGGUUUAAGAGAACGAUUUUAUUGAACAGAAAGCUCCUAGUCGAUUUGAUAGAUCAGUACAAUAAUGGAGUGCUGAACUGGGAUGAGUUCUCUUCGGCUGUGAAGGAAGCUCAUGCGUAUCGCAUGGGUAGCCAAACUAAGAGGCUAGUGAUCCCUGACAGGCCCAAAGAAGAGGAUUAUUUCUAUGCCAACCCACAGGAGUGUUUGGAACCAUCAAAUGAUCUAUCUGUUGGCGUUGAGUAGUACGUGAGGAAUGUGUUGGGUAAUAGUGGAAUUUACUUGUGCCAUCUCCUGGUGCACUUGGUUUUCUACCACAGAUAGUUUUCCACGCAAUAACAAGGUCGUGAAAAGGUGACACCCAUAAAGAAAAAGUGGGUAAACUCUAGUCAAGCAAAGCAGCCGGGGGACACUUUUUUUAAUUUAUUUUAUAUAUGCAAAUAAUCAAUCCAUCACAUUCAUGUAUAGAAGCUACCCUGCCAUUACAGGGUGAGAGCAGUUCAAACAGCAUUGUAGACGGAGGAAUUCUUAUACAAAUUUGGAUUACUGCAACUGGCCUUCGUGGAAGCUUAAUUCGUUGGUAUUUGCCUCACCUUUUAUUUUUUUUUUAUUUUUUAUUUUAUUUUUAUAAUAUAUAAAUUAUAAUUUUUUUUCUUCUUCUUUCUUUCUUUUGCCUCCUCUUUUUAAAUUUGCCUCCAUCAUUGUGGUUUUCUGAAUUAUACAGCAAAGAAUUUGUUUUUUCGUGUAUUAAUGCCUCCUAAUUUCAUAUUUCUUUUCUGGUC
Cajanus cajan (pigeon pea) is the source of this 2595-nucleotide messenger RNA. Its product is annotated as rhamnogalacturonan I rhamnosyltransferase 1. Gene Ontology annotation, cellular component: cytoplasm. NCBI's taxonomy places the organism in Eukaryota, Viridiplantae, Streptophyta, Magnoliopsida, Fabales, Fabaceae. The record is from RefSeq and is a predicted model, not a curated record.